CUUAGGUUUGACCAAUAAGUUAGCACACUUUUAAUGUUCCUGAAUUUGCAUGGAAAUGUGCAGUAGUUUGAGGAGGGGUAAAGUAAACCCUGAAAAGACAUGUAUCUCCUCCAAUUAGCAUAUAUGUUCAUUCUUGUAUUAUCCCUCAAACCAGGGGCUGAUUUUUCUUACUAUCUGGCCAGGUCAGUGAGCAGCUGAUGUUAUACCAGCAUGUAGACUGGGAAAACACAGGCUGGACUGCAGAAGACUCUUUCAUGUUCACAGUGUCCUCCCCACCAGCAGCUCUAGGCUCUGAGGAGUUUCCUAUAACUAUUUCAUAUGAAAUUAAUGAACCUGGUCGGCAGAGUCGUUUGCUUGCAAAUACAGGAGCUGUUGUCAAGGGAGGAGACAAAGUUCUCAUUGGCCAAUCUAAGUUGGAUGCUUCCAACCUCUUAUUUAAAUUGCCCAAAUCUCAGCGUUCUUCAUAUGAAAUUUGGUUCCAAGUUACAUCUCUUCCUCACCAUGGAACUAUUAUGGUUGGGGAGAGAAAUAUUACCAAAAGCAAACCCAAUUUCUCUCAGUAUGUAAUUAAUAAACUUGGACUCACAUACCUUCACGAUGACUCUGAAUCACUAGCUGAUAAUUUUACCUUCGCCGUUUGGCCCAACCCAAAGAGCAAGUCCACCACUAAGCCAGAGGCUGACUUUCUUGAAGAGAUGUUUAACAUCACCGUCACUCCUAUAAAUGACCAGGCACCAGAAUUAAAGACAAAAGGGCUUUGGUUGAAAGUUCUGCAGGGCAAUAGGUUGGUUUUAGGACCUGAAAACCUAAAAGUGGAAGAUCCAGACAGUCCUCCAGAGGAGGUCAGGUAUAUGAUCAUCCGUAAUCCUAAUAAUGGCUUUUUGGCAAUGGGUCACCGUCCACACAUACCUGUUCACCAUUUCACACAAGCUGACAUUGAUAACUCUCAGGUGUGGUUCAUACAAAAUAGAAGCCCAUUCUCCAGAGUGUUUUACUUCAGUGUGACUGUUGGCCAACACUGCCCACUCUACAAGCUCUUCCACCUGGAUGUCAUCCCCAUCUCCAUCACCCUUGUGAUGAGGGUGAUGGACCUCACUGACCUACUUCUCCCACAAGGCCAGACAACCGUUCCCAUCACCAGUGCUCACCUGUCAGCAGUGACCAAUGGGAGGAGCCCCCAAAUCACUUACAAGAUAACAUGGCCCCUCCAACAUGGGUAUCUGCUCGUUGAAAACCAGGUGGUCAUCAGCUUUGGACAGGAGGAUCUGAAUUCAGGAAAGCUCUCUUACCACAUGACAAACCUCACUGCCUCAGAGGACCAGCUACGGUUCUCACUGUUUACAUCAGAAAGCAACCUGACAGGACAGACACUGCGCAUCAGGGUGUAGCCUUUACUGCGGGUUAUGUCAAAUCUGACAGUUGCCAACAGAGUGGCCCAUCAGCUGAGAAGAAAGGACCUUGAUGCUACUGAGCUUGCUAAUAGGACUAACAGUGAUCCCAAAUUUGAAGUGACAGAACCCCCCGUCCAUGGCAGACUUGUACGAAGAGUGGCCCGGGGCACUGCAAUGGAAGACACGACUCUGUUCACUCAGAAGGAUGUUGACCAAGGACUGUUGAUGCUCGAGCCACACGCCAAUCUAACCGGCACUGAUAGGCUGAAUGACUCCUUCACGUUCCUGCUCAGGGCAGCCCACGUACAUCCAGCGACAGGUUGUUUCCCCUUCACCAUAGUGCCACCUGACCCCUUUCUUUUGCAGAAUUUUACCCCUGAUGUUUCUUUACUAGUCACUGCAGAUAACCUUGUGACUUCAGGUCUCUCUCAGGAAAAGCUUGUGGUUUCCUCAGGACCUACAGCACAGACAGGAACUCUGGGGAAGCUGACCCAGACCAGAUGGAAGGAAGCAGAUCCCUGGGGACGACACAGUGGUGAAGAGCCCACUCUGGAUGUCAAGGCCUCUCCCACCAGAGUCAUUUGGCCACCAGAUGCCACCAAAGCCAGCCCUGGGGCACCCACCCAGCCCAGGGAGGGCAGUCUCCUUCUGAUAAUCAUCAUACCAUUGGCAGUGGUGGUCUUCCUGCUAAUAGUAACUGCAGUGGCGUUGUGUGUCUGGCUGCUGGGCCAGAAGACAGAAAAGGCAAAACCUCUUAUUAAGCCCCAGAUCAACCUAGAACCCACACCCCCAGGUCCUAGGCUGGAAAGGAGCAUAGCUGUUCCCACUGUCACAGUGACGGCUCUUCUAAAAAGCUCCAACAGUCCUCCAGUCAGUCUUUUCAGGGCCCCACAAUGUGAGCACAUGGAAAAAUCUCCAGUCAUUGAGCCAGUGGAAAAAUGUGCUCCUUGGGAGACAUGGGUGAAUCUGGAUCCUGACAUGGUCAAGCUCUGCUGACAAACCAACCCAACAUUGAAGCACAACCAGUACUGGGUGUAGACUGAGGGUGCUUUUUCCUUACUGACCACCUGCUGUGUGCCAGGUACUGGGAUACAAAGACAAAGAAAUGCUGGUUGGAUCAACUGAGAAAAGCCCAGCCCUGCCAUCCCUUGGUGUUCUGUUGUAGCUCCAUAGUUAGGUGUUGGCAGGUGUUUACUGUAACUUUUGUACAACACUCAUGUUAUGGGCUGUCCACAAUGAGCUUUGUGUACCCUCUUCUGGACCUGAUGCUCUGAGUAAAGGAGGAGGAAUGAGAGUCUUAACCCAAGGUUGGCUUGAUCACUGUGCAACUGAGAACUGUUAUUAGGCCUGUCCUAAGCAGUGGGGCACUCAGAAGAAGCAGAAUGGCAGUGCUUGAGUUUAUACACACAGAGAGAAGGCUGAGGAGCAUCUUUGCAUCUGGGGCCCUGUCUGACCACUCCAAUUAGAUGACCUCAAUCACUGCAAUGGAUAUAUGUCCUUCUUUCUGGCCACCGAGCAUUGGAACGUCCUUCCUAUGUCUGGGAAAUCUCCCAUUUUAUGAAGUAGAACCCCCUCCAGGGACAGAAGCUGAAAU
Messenger RNA from Balaenoptera ricei (Rice's whale), 2985 nucleotides. Its product is annotated as chondroitin sulfate proteoglycan 4-like. The record is from RefSeq and is a predicted model, not a curated record. The transcript is spliced from 4 exons. The coding region runs from base 198 to 1388 and encodes 396 amino acids. NCBI's taxonomy places the organism in Eukaryota, Metazoa, Chordata, Mammalia, Artiodactyla, Balaenopteridae.